UUGGCUGUGUUGGGUCUUCAUUGCUGCACACGGGCUGUGUCUGGUUGCAGUGAGCGGGGGCUACUCUUCGUUGUGGUGCACGGGCUCCUCAUUGCGGUGGCUUCUCUUAUUGCGUAGCACGGGCUCUAGGCGCAUGGACUUCAGUAGUUGCAGCACACAGGCUCAAUAGUUGUGGCUCAUGCGGUCUAAAGCACAGGCUCAGUAGUUGUGGUGCACGGGCUUAGUUGCUUAGCGGCAUGUGGGAUCUUCCUGGACCAGGGACAGAACCCAUGUCCCCCGCAUUGGCAGAUGGAUUCUUAACCACUGCCACCAGGGAAGUCCCUUGAGGAAAUUUUUAUUGGUUGAGCAGUAAUACUGUAGUUGCCCCUCUCGGAUGCUAGGCAGCGGCGUAGGCCCGGGAAUGGUGCGCCGCCUUGACCCGGGAAGCGGCGAUGGGGGGCGGCCCAAACACAGGAGUUCCUGUGGGCGCCGGCGCAGCAGGGAGCAGUGCAGGGUUCUGAUGGCGGAGCUGCAGCAGCUCCGGGUGCAGGAGGUGGUGGACUCCAUGGUGAAGGGUCUGGAGAGAGAGAACAUCCGGAAGAUGCAGGGCCUCACGUUCCGGUGCAGUGCCGGCUGUUGUGAGGACAGCCAGGCAUCCGUGCAGCAAGUGCACCAGUGCACUGAGCGCUGCCAUGCGCCUCUGGCUCAAGCCCAGGCCCUGGUGACCAGCGAGUUGGAGAAAUUCCAGGACCACCGGGCCGGGUGCGCUAUGUGUUGCAACGGCAAAGCCAGAGAUUCAAUAGAUGCAGGGAGUAAAGAGCUUCCGGUGAAGCAGCAGCUGGAGAGUGGCGUGACCAAGUGUGUGGAUGACCACAUGAACCCCAUCCCAAUCCUGACCCAGAGGAUGAAGGAGUCUCUCUCAUCCACUGGGAAAUAGAUGUCUGCUGUUGGCCAUUGGGGCUGAGGACAGGAAUCUUUUUAAAAAGAGGGAUGGGGAUUUGGGUCUUCUAAGGAAAGUUUAUGAAUGAGGAAAUUAAGGAUGGCAGCAAGUUUAAGGCCUGUGUCACUUGCCUCUGGACAGUCGUUCCUUUGAGUUUCAGUUCUAGAAAGUGAAAUGGAAAAAACCAGCGCUAAAAUUUGGGUCAGAGUUAGCACGGGAGAGUUUCUGUGAGCCUGAAUUUCAUGUGGCAAGCGCUUUUCUUGGCAACAGGGAGUCUCCCUGGUACCAAACCAGAGCCCUCCAUGGUACCAGAUUCUCUUAGUAUGCAGAUACCAACAGGCUGGCAGGUUCAUGUAACCUGCUUAUGAACUGGUGGAAUGUGAGGAGAGGUGUUUCUAUUUGUUGCCAACUCCCUGUUCACAGAAG
Messenger RNA from Hippopotamus amphibius kiboko, 1345 nucleotides. Its product is annotated as protein FAM136A-like. The transcript has a single exon. Gene Ontology annotation, cellular component: cytoplasm. Lineage: Eukaryota; Metazoa; Chordata; Mammalia; Artiodactyla; Hippopotamidae. The record is from RefSeq and is a predicted model, not a curated record. Bases 374 to 916 code for a protein of 180 amino acids.